CUACUGUAAGUGCUCCCUGGUUUAGUUUCCAGCACUGUUCUUUCUGUGCUUAUUUUCAAUUAUUUGUUAUUUAAAUUUAAAGAAAAGGUUAAUUGUAGUAUUAACAAAUUUUGUUGAUGUAAUAACGUAAAUACAACGAAUAUAACGACUAAAGAUGAGCUCCAAGGAUAAAUCAAAGUUUAAAAUGUUCCUCAAGUCUACAAAAUCAGCAGGAUCUGCGGGAGAGCGCACAUUAAGGCCAGAAUUUGAGAAUGAGUUGCGGCCGGAGCAGCCAAUCGCGCAACGUUGCAAAAUGCUAAAAGAGUUGGGCGACCAGCAUUUGCACAACAUCAACUUGGAUGAGACUGCUAUAACAAAGCUGUGGCAUCUAACCAACGAUCUCAUUGUGCCGAAUAAACCGGCAGAAACCCGACAAAUUGCAUUGAGCUUCUAUAAGAGGCUCAUUUACACACAAUAUAAGAACCUGACGCUGAUGCGGGAGAAGUUCUUUCUGGUUAUACAAAAUCAUGAGGCACACGAGGACUUGCGUCAUCUCCUGGAACUCCUUGACACGCUCACAGAGAACGGCAAAGAUAUUACCAAUUUUGAAGAGAAGAUUGGCAAGUUUAUGUUGCUUUGGAUACCAGCCAUCACAGACGCCUCCCUGCUCUGCCCAUACCUAGACAUGCUGGUUAAUCUUAUCAAAUUUAAUGCUGCCCACUUGGACAAAGACAUUCUUGUUGGAAUUGUACAAAAUGCCUGCGAAUUGAGUUGCACGGUUGCCGAUGAUGACACCGGUCUGCAGUGCUUGACCAUUUUGGAGCUGGUCAUUGGUUACACCAUCUUCCCCAGCGAAACACUGCAUCAAUGCAUCGUUACUCUUUGUCGUACUGUGAAUCAUGCGCGAUAUUGCCAAGCAUCGUUUAAGAUAAUGAAAAAUCUGCUGGGCACACAACUUGGAUAUCAUUCAAUGAAGAUGAUGUGUAAUAUACUCAAUGAUCGUGGUCAAUACGAGGAUGCACAACUGUUGCGUGGCGCCGUCUUUCAUCUCAACAUGAACAUCUUUGGAUCAAACAUAAUCUUCCAGGUCUCGCCGAUGAUAUAUGCAAGUAAUGUGCUAACGGGAUUCCUUAGCGCUUUGGAUAGUCGACAGGUGAUCGUUACCUAUGAAGUCAUACAUAGUGUACGCAUGGUGAUCAACAAGCACAAGCUGUCGGAGAUCAUCUGGGACUUGAUCUGUGAUAUUAUGUCGACAAUUGUGGAUAACAUUGAGUAUUAUGAGCGUAACGGCGUUAGUAAGGAUCAAUUGCAUCAUCUACAAAUCAAUUUCCACGACAACAUUGACUGCAUUGAGAAGCUGUUGCAAGACGAGCGUGCUCAGAUACUGGGAGAAGUGGAUCGCAUAUAUGAUCUAAUCGAGCGAGUAGCUGAACGUCGCUCGGAGGCAUCAGUGCUGGGAUUGAUUGAGUAUAGAACACGUCGAGUGACUGCCACACGACCCGAGUGGUUGCUGCUUUUGGCUCAAUUUGUGUGUCGAUAUUACCGCAUGUCCAAUGUGAAUGUUCGCAUUAAGACAAUUGAAUCUCUGGUGCAGAUUAUGAAUCAAAAUCGAUCCAGUUAUGAGGAAGAGAUACUUGAUCGCGUUGUCGUAACGCAGCUCUCACAGAUUCAUCAAGAACCGAGUGUCCAGGUGCGCAUGGCAGUGGCACGAGCGCUAUGCAACUUUGCCGCUCAUUGUGACACGAAACGUUGCAUGGAAUUGUUGGACAUUUUGGAGGCGCUUAUUAAUCGACCUUUCGAGCAAAUGCGUCAGGUUGCCUCUGAGGGUAUGGCAUCGGAAAUGGGAAGCAGCAUCAUCAUUAAAAAUGAAAGUGAGAUUGCCGACAUAAUUGCAGCUAUCAAUGGGCUUGUUGAGGUUUUCGCUAUCAAGCUACAUCGUCUGCCUGCCACACAUGCCAUCAAAAUAUUUAAUAUACUGAUGGAUCAUCUGGAACUGCACUACGAUCGACCCAAGGUCUUUGAAAAUGCGAGCAUUGUGCGGCUAAAGAUCUUUAACUGGAUGCUAAAGGCACGUGCUAAUGCUUCUUACCACAUUGGUUAUCCCGAUGCCAGCAGUGGAGUUGUCAAGUUUAGUCAUUAUCUUGGCAUCGACUCGAACACAUCGCAAACACAAACCACAACAAUUUCGAUACGACGCGCCUGCAAACUGAUUGUGCGUUGUCUUGAACAAGACACUGACUAUCAAGUCUUCCAGCUGGUUAUCAAAGAGCUGCCCAAAGUGCUGCAGAACAUGGCACUCAUUCAGGGCAACGACAUCAAGGAGCUGGCCAACACCUUAUUCAAGAUCCACUCGGUGAACCCGAAUGAAUUCAAGCCCACCGAUGAGUUUCACGCUCUUGUGCUGCCGGCAAUUGCCUCUCUGGGCAUUUACUACGAGAGCAUGCAACCACAACAGCACAAUAGAAUCAUUACGGCUCUCAAGUCACAUAUAUCUACGAGCAUUGCUAGCGUCUGCAUCAACACGAUGACCAUUCUAAUUCUAGAAAUGCCCGAGGCACUGAUGCGACAAUUGCCUGAUGUGCUACUUAUAAUAAGUCGGAGGGGUGAUAACAAUACGGUGGCCAUACCAGUUUUGGAGUUCCUGUCACUUCUGAUCCAUUCAUCAAGUCAUCUGUUCACGAACUUUACGCCGAAGCAGAACAUGUAUGUGUGUGCCAUAUUGCUGCCAUAUACGAAGCCCCAUCGCUAUGACCAUUACACGGUAACUCUGGCUCAUCACGUAUUUGCUGCAUGGUUUCUGAAGUGUAAGCUUGAGCAGCGCAAGAAUUGUGUGGGGUAUAUCAUGUCGUCAAUGGCCUUCAAUGCCGAUAUGCUGACCAAAGACGAUGUCACUGUGAAUCAAGAUUCAUCCGAUCGCAAGCGGAGCACAAGCAUGACGGAACAUGGCAGCCGGAACAGCGCUGAGACUCGCAACGAUGCCGAGACGCGUCUACAGAAUUUGCGCAACUUUCACGUGGAGUUGGCGGAGACGUGCUCCGAUUUUCUGGCACGGCACACCUACUCGCCGUGUCCCUCGUUGCCCAAGCGCUUUCCAGCCAUUGACCAUCUGCUCAAGGAUGGUGUGUCGCAGACCUGGCUGGUGGGUCACAAUUUAAUCACAAUAACAACCGCAGGUUGUCCAUCGGGCCCAACACGGAAUGGACUUUGUGAACGGUGUGCACAGCUGGGCAAGAGUCGGAGCAUCAGCUUGAAUUCCAAGAGUCUGAACGAUAGUGGAGCACAACCAACUCUGUCUCCAGAGCAGGAACGUCGCUACACAAAGCUGAGUUUGCAGCACAGCAGCGGUAACAAGAGCGCUGGAAGCACAGAGCAAACAUCAUCGAUCUCUGCAUCAAAUUCGGGAGCACAUCCUCAUCGUCAGAUCUCCAACAGUUCAACUGUCUCACUGGACACGUAUUCCAGACGCGGCUCGAAUCCAGAACCUAGCAAUCUGGUCGAAGGUUCGCAUACGGGCAGCAACACUUCAUUGUUGGGCAAUUCCAUGUCGUUGUCCACGGCCAGCAUGGGACCAUCGGUCUUGGGCUCCGUUGUUCAGCAACCGGUUUGUGUUCGCGCCUGCACUGGCUGGGCAGAGAUCUACAUAAGGCGUCCAACGGGAAACAUCUCGUGGAUAACGCGUAUUCAGAAUCCAAUUGCAAAUAAUUGCUUUGGUCAGGAUCUACCCUUCAAUCACAUGGUCUCACUGUUCUUGCCCACUUCUUAUGGAGGAGUAUUCGGGCCGGAUAACAUAAUGUUGCCGCAGCAGCAGCAGGAACAGCAAAUGGAGGCACAGUCCGUGCAACAAGUGGAAAUGGAGCCGGCGUUGGCUACGGCUACGGCUACGAUUCCGGCAGCCACCGAAAUGCGCCAGCGAAUGACGGCCAAGGCGCGUGCCUUGCAACGGCAGGAGGAGAUUCAUCAUUCUGUGAGCAUUGCCAGUGAAGGCACUGCAGCCAUUGACAUACCCAUACCGAGGAUGGCCGGCAAACGUGGCAAGGAGGCAGCUCUGAGUGGCAGUGUCAGCGACGGGGAGGCAGAUGACGAUGCCUUGGCAUUUGGCGAUGACCAGAGUAGAGCACGUAAUCCCGUGCGACGCGUUAACUCCAGCCCAGAGAUGAGCUCCAGCUGGCGUCAGGCGAUUCUUGCUGCCAAGCCGGCGCCUCUAUCCCAGGAGCCAGAGGUUGUCAUGGCGUCACUGGAGGAACCGCUGUUGCCGUCGAAGAAAAAGAAUGUGCAAUACAGUACGAAAGAUAUGCGUGUCAGUUGUGAGGCGAUUCCCGAGGAGAUUGCUGGCUCAACGCCACCGCUGGCAGCACAGGGAUUAAAGUUCCCACUGCAGCCAGGAUCGGGAACAUUGCCGCCCAAGCAACACUCGGCGGAUGAUGUCAGUAGCCAAGUGGCGGGCACUGCAGCUCAGCCAGCUCUUGUACAGACCUCCGCCUCGGCAUCCUCUCUAAAACUAGCUGCCGUUGGUAAGCCACCAUUGUCACCUGGCCAAGCACAGUCAGCUACCACGACCGCACCCAAACAGACUCUAGCUCCUGUCGCCGCUAAGCCGACGAGCUAUGUGAAUGCUUCCUUGGGUCUUGCCAAACUCAACAGUGGCGGCAACGGCAAUGGCACUAACUCCGCCGUUAGUUCCGAUUACAACAAUGGUGGAGGUGACAUGAUGCGUGGACGCUCCAAGACCAUAUCCGUGGUGCGUGAGGUGAACAACGGCAAAGCUCGUCCGCCGCCGGCCAGCAGCUUUAGAAGCUUUGGUGCUGCCAAGCCACCGACCAGUGCCCAGUUGUGUAUGAAUCCCAGCUUUGCGUUCCUGCAACUCUAUUGCACGGGACAACUGAGCGUGACUGCGACACCACUAAAAGUUGGACCCGAGCAGUCCAGUGUUUUGACGUUGCUCGAUCUUCUGCCACCAUUUGAGACUCACAAAAUAGGUGUCCUCUACGUCGGUCCCAAUCAGUGCAACAAUGAGGUGGAGAUCUUGCGAAAUUCUCAUGGCAGCACUCGUUAUGUGGAGUUCCUGCGCAGCAUUGGAACCUUGGUCAGUAUCGUGGAAGCCGAACAAAACAAUUUAUUCAUUGGACUGGACAAAUACGGCGUUGAUGGCAAGUUUGCUUAUAUAUGGAAGGACGACACACUCCAGGUCACCUUCCAUGUAGCCACAUUAAUGCCAACCAAUCUGCAGGAUGAUCCCAACUGCUAUGAAAAGAAGAAACACAUUGGCAACGACUUUGUUAAGAUCAUUUACAACGAAAGCGGCGAGGAAUAUAAUCUAAACACAAUAUCAGGUCAGUUUAACUACGCCUGUGUGAUUGUGGAGCCGCUGGAGCUGAACUCGAAUCGUGUCUAUGUAAACGCACGUUCGGAUAUCUCAAAGUUUGUGAGCCAUCCCGAGCCGAGAAUAGUCUCCGAUCGCAGUGCUCCAUUGCUAGCUCGACAAAUGGCACUUCAUGCAAAUCUGGCCUCACUUGUAUAUCAAAGCAUUCAACAGGAGCAUCCAUAUGCAUCCAAUUGGCUCGAAAGGUUGCGCAGAUUGAAACGCUUGCGAUCUCAGCUCAUUGAACAACAACAAGUGCAACAAGAGAAGAAUCAACAGGAAAAAAAUCAACAACAAAACAACAAUCAGCAACAAAACAACAAUCAACAACAAAACAAUCAACAACUAAGCGGCAAGCUGGACGUCAAGCCGGAAGGCAAGCUGGACGGAAAGUCAGACGUUGCUGAUCAGCGAGUGGACUUUACCAAAUUUACAUAGAUACUAUAUAUAACUAGAUACUGUUUUAUACAUAUUGCACCCCCGACACAGACUUGUACAUUUUAUAAAAAUUUAUAAGCUACGAGAUGCCCAUAGGGAAGGAAGGACACCACACCACAUCCUAAACAAAUACUACACUAUUUAUAACCACAAUAUGUUGAUAAUUAUAUUUUAUUUCCGUCAACUUUCGUCAAGCUUUAAGAUACAUAAUUUGAUUAUAAUAUUACA
Messenger RNA from Drosophila innubila, 6004 nucleotides. It is a transcript of the gene gig, whose product is annotated as tuberin. Lineage: Eukaryota; Metazoa; Arthropoda; Insecta; Diptera; Drosophilidae. Gene Ontology annotation, biological process: negative regulation of insulin receptor signaling pathway; regulation of small GTPase mediated signal transduction; negative regulation of Wnt signaling pathway. Gene Ontology annotation, cellular component: TSC1-TSC2 complex; nucleus; cytoplasm. Bases 155 to 5776 code for a protein of 1873 amino acids. The transcript is spliced from 16 exons. Gene Ontology annotation, molecular function: GTPase activator activity. The record is from RefSeq and is a predicted model, not a curated record.